Messenger RNA from Rotaria sordida, 267 nucleotides. Lineage: Eukaryota; Metazoa; Rotifera; Eurotatoria; Philodinida; Philodinidae. The record is from the annotation of a GenBank genome assembly.
AUGUCUCUCCUAUUUAAUUCAUCGUUGAAUAAAAUUCUUCUUUUAUUAAUUUUAUUUUCGACAAUGGAAAUGAAUGAAAGUCGUUUUGUUUGGGAUUUUGGUUCAUACUGUUUAAAUUAUUGUGCAAAAAUCAAAUAUAAAUUAGCUGCUGUUAGCAUUUGUUCAUGUCAUUGGAUAUCAUCGAAUCAUCGACGAUCAACCAUCAAUACUAUUUCAGAUAUUAACAACGAUGAUCCUUUAGAUAUAAAUACAUUUUUAAUUAAAUAA